AUGGCUAUAUUUUUGGGUCCAAAUAACCAAAGCUUUAUUCAACUUAUCAAUGUAAAAUGUGUAACAUGUUUUCAAGUAACACGAUAUGGUGGGUCUCCGACAGAUACUUUUCGAUUGAGAGUUGAUACAGCUGAUACAAGCAGCUUAACAUAUUUAAAAGAUGGUUUCGCCCAAAACGUAUCAGGAACCUGUGGAACACUAUCAUUCGAUCCAUAUGAAAAAGUUUGUAUUUUUGAAUGUCAAUGCAGUAAAAACACUCCAAGCUUUGAUGCAUUUGAACAGAAAUGUAUUGCAGAAAAUGUUUUGAAAAAAGAUUGUAAUUACGUCAGCGGCUCAUGGUCUUGGCAUUUUGGCUGGAAUUGGGAUGGUGAAGAAAAUUCGCUUCCAAUACUUGACGUACAAUCCUACGGUUUGACUGCUGCAAUAAACGUUUCAGCCAAAUUAUACGAUAAGUGUACAAUAACCUUCGGAGAAAGAUACAGCAAAGAUGGAUUAUGGAAACCCAUUGAUUUGAGGUUUUCCGAAGAAGAAAAUGUAGUUUUCUUUGAACUACACGAAAUGUGGCAUUUCACUUGGAUUAUUUCUGCGAUGAAUGACAGUGAAAAGCACAACAUCGAAGCAUCGUUUUUACGGAUACAUAUUACAUGCAUAAACGAUAAGGCUUCCAGUCAUGAGAUCGCAUUAAAAGAAAUUUCAUCUUGUUUUGUCUUAAAAACAACUGGAAAUGUAACAUACAAAUACACAAAUAAGUGCAAAUACACUAAAACAGACAAAUACACCAAGGCAACAGCAGCUGAUAAACGGACUACUACAACAUCAAUUGGGAAGGACAAAACAAAGUCGUCGGUCAACAUUCUGACAUGGAUAGGAGUUAGCAUCGGUUUGGUCGUUGUUCUAUUUGUUGUGCUAUUCAUAUUGUAUUGUUUUUUGAUUAAAAAAUGCGGUCAGUCGACGAACGUGGUUGGAAUUAAAGAAAGCGUCAAGUUUAUUCGUGGCAAUAAUCCUGAAACGUCGCGAGUGAAAUUUGUUUGACUCUCACCAAAGGAUGGAAAUAAAUUGGGGAUAGUAAAAAUGAAUUUUAUUCAUGUUACAGUUGAAAGCAUUGACCAAUAGUAAUUUGAUUUUUUUGAUUUCAGACCUUUCUUAAAAGAUUCUGCGAUUAUGCAUACAAAUAUAUUCAUGAAUAUCGUGUAAGGGUAAAAAAAACACGUAUAAAGUAUAUGGAUUUAUUUAUAAAUCUAAGAAAUUGAUGCAAGAAAGCAAGGGCAUUGGUAAUUUUUUUUUGGGUGAGGGGUAUUAUUCAUAUAUGCAUGUUUUACUUUAUUAGUUUCAAUUGAAAUCAAUUGUGGUUACGGAUUAUAAGAUAUGAAUAUAUGAAUAUAGCCCCCAAAUUAUCAAUGUUCCGCCGUCACUGCAAGGAAGAUGAAAAACAUUUAAAAAGCACAUAGGUAACAAUGGCUUGUUCUGAAUAGAGAUGAACUGGUUUCAUUGUCUAACUUGUAUAAAACACCCAUUAGAUUGCACAGUAAAAUUCUACAAUUUCAUUUUAUAACUUGUCAAUUAAGCAUCCGUUUUGCACGAGACUAUGUGAGACUGUUUCCAUGACUUAAUUUUUUUAUAGAUAAAGAAGACAUAUCGUCGUAGUUACAAAACAUCUUACUUAUAUGCUAUAUAUUGUUAUUUUCGUGUGUUUAAGAAAACUGAAGAUGCAAGGGAGCAAAUGGAAAGAAAUUUUUCGUUUCAAAGCACUAUCUUACUCGUAUUUACCGUGUGCGGUAUAUUAGUACCUCUACGGUUUGCGUUUCGCGGAACAAAAUUAUUGUGCGAAGAAGAUCAUUAUAAAAAGAUGGUGAUAAUUUCCUCCAUAUUCUCUCGUUCAGCUCGGAAAGAAAAUCAACGCCAUCACAAGAAGUUACCAAGCGCUUCAUUAAACGUUAUAAAAAAGCCUCCAACACUUCUUAAGUCAUUAAAAAUCUUUUAUUAUUGGCCAAUAGAAGACUGAUAAAAUUUCUCCAGCAUAUUUUAAGUAAGUCACAAAAAACCUCGCUUACCAUGAAGUAUAAACAUGAACAAAAUUCGCCUAUCAUCUGUGUUUCAAAGGAUAACACAGAUUAUAUGGAAUGCGUUGGAAAUUGCUACCCAAGAGAUUGUCAUGGGAUGUCACAUGACUUGAUUAAUAUGGUCUUUAAUGUGUAUACAGAUGUAGUAACAAGUGAGAAACGGUUAGUUGUACGAGCAAAAAAGAUUAUUUGAAUAUCUUUUAUUAGUCAGUGUAAAUUACAUGAUUUAUUUCUCCAGAAAAGCAAACUUAUUGCAAUGCCAUAUAAAGAUAUCAUUUUAAAUGAAUAAGGCGAGGAAAUGUUAACUGUAUUAUUUUGAACUGUGAUAAUUGGUACGAAUCUACCAUGAAGAAUCUGCGUUCAAUCUCAAGAUUCUUCCACGACCUUAUUUUAGAAUUAAAGGUGUCACAAAUGUCUAGCAUUAACGACUUACAAA
This is a messenger RNA of Xenia sp. Carnegie-2017, 2496 nucleotides long. RefSeq lists its product as uncharacterized. NCBI's taxonomy places the organism in Eukaryota, Metazoa, Cnidaria, Anthozoa, Malacalcyonacea, Xeniidae. The coding region runs from base 1 to 1032 and encodes 343 amino acids. The record is from RefSeq and is a predicted model, not a curated record. The transcript has 6 exons.